AUGGGUCUCAUGGACGCCAUAUCAUCCUGGCUGGGCGGGCGGACCCGCGUGUCGGCGCCAGUGCUGGUGUUGGGGCUGGACCGCGCCGGCAAGACCUCGCUGCUGCGGGCGCUGCGGCCUCCAGACCCUGCUGGGGCGCCGCCGCCGGCGCAGCUCCAGCCAAAUGUUGAACACUUUCAGAGUGGAGGAGUAUCUUUCAGCGCAUGGGAUGUGUCAGGAGCGGCGCGAGCUCGCGCGCUAUGGGAACGCCAUUACAGGCGUGCUCAGGCAGUCAUCUUUGUCGUUGAUGCUGCUGAUCAUUUGAGACUUGUGGUCGCCCGAGAAGAGUUAGAGCUGGUCCUUGCCCACCCCGAUAUGAGCGGACGUCGUAUACCGCUCCUCGUGCUAGCCAACAAGUCUGACGCGGCCGGCGCGCUGCCGCCGGAUCGGCUGGCGGUCGCACUGUGUCUGGAACGCGUGCAGGAUCGACCCUGGCACGUGUGUGCGACCUCUGCGCGAGAUACCAACUCAAUACACGACGGCAUCUCGUGGCUAGCGAGACAGGUCCGAGAGAUGCACACUCCUGCGCGUGAUCACUGAGCGACAUCCAGUGGUUUAGGAGGGCAAUUUUCUUUAUGGAUCAUCUCGCAUUAGAACCACAAAUAUAAUUCGUGUCAUAAAAGCAUUCAUUUGUGUAGCUAUACCAACAUAUAGUAUUCGAACAUUGUUAAAGCAUUUCCACAUGGUUGAAACACCGAGUCUCAAACAACAAAUACGAAUGCGUUGAGUAUUGUUUGGUGUUUGGCAGUGUACGGCAUCGAUGUCAGUUUUUGAG
Messenger RNA from Leguminivora glycinivorella, 814 nucleotides. RefSeq names its product ADP-ribosylation factor-like protein 6. The record is from RefSeq and is a predicted model, not a curated record. Gene Ontology annotation, molecular function: GTPase activity; GTP binding. The transcript is spliced from 4 exons. Lineage: Eukaryota; Metazoa; Arthropoda; Insecta; Lepidoptera; Tortricidae. Gene Ontology annotation, cellular component: axoneme; cytoplasm. The coding region runs from base 1 to 579 and encodes 192 amino acids. Gene Ontology annotation, biological process: cilium assembly; intracellular protein transport; protein localization to cilium.